UUCCCAAAACAAGCCAAGUACUGCAAUGGCACACACCACCCCCUUGCUCUUAGCCCUCCUGGGGUGCCUGUGUCUGGGCCUGGCGUCUGGACAGAGAGGGGAUUCGGACUUGACUGUGGAGCUCACGGAGCUGAGGGUCCUGGUCAAGGACAUGGAGGCCAAGCUGAACGACUCCAGCACUAAAGACGGGGACCUGAAAGCCCUGGAGACACGACUGAAUGCCACGGAGCAGCAGCUGGAGAAACUCCAGUCUGAGGUGCAGCGUCUGGGGAAGGAGAACCAAGAUAUCAUGGAAAAGCUGAAUGCCACAGUAGAAGAGCUUGAUCAAAUAAAGAAACAAAAUGGAACAACUAAAGGACCAAAAGUAGCUUUCUCUGCAUCCCUUGCUCCCUCCGGUGAGGUUUAUGAGAAACACAGUGAUACUUCCCCAAACCUGGUUUACAAGCGGAUCUUCACUAACACUGGAAAUGCCUAUGACAGCAACACAGGUUCAUUCACUGCUCCUGUGAAGGGCAUCUACUUCUUUAGCUUCAGCACGUUUGGCUACCACAACUUCCUGAGUGGCGCCAUUCUCACCAAGAACGGUCAGUACAUGGUCUCGUCCUAUGACCCCCCCGCCACCGGAGACACUGGGGACACCGGAGGGAACUCUGUCAUUCUGCAGCUGGAGGCGGGAGAGAAGGUCACCAUGAGACUCUGGAAGAACUCCCAGGUGUUCGACAACCUCAACGGCCACAACACCUUCAGCGGCUUUCUGCUUUUCCCUUUGUAGAUGGACUCAGUGGUCACAUUUCUCUAACAUGCUCUAGCAUAUUCUUUUAGU
Messenger RNA from Clupea harengus (Atlantic herring), 823 nucleotides. RefSeq names its product cerebellin-1-like. Gene Ontology annotation, molecular function: protein binding. The record is from RefSeq and is a predicted model, not a curated record. NCBI's taxonomy places the organism in Eukaryota, Metazoa, Chordata, Actinopteri, Clupeiformes, Clupeidae.